AUGGUGAGACAAAAUGUGGUCAUCAUUAAUAUAUCUAACAAACAAUUGGGGCAUUCUUCAAAAUCUCAGCUCCAAGUGGAAGCACAGAAACAGUGUAUGAAUACUCCUUCAUCAUCUGAUUCGAAUCUUCUUUCGAAUCAUGGACGGAAUCCUCUGUCCAAAGUCAGCAGUCUGCCUUCCGAUCACAUCCACGAAUUUACCUUCACACUCUCUUUGUCCCUUUCCAUAAAUCAUUCCGCUUGUUGUACUGUUAUUUGAACAUAUAUUUAUAUACAUAACACAACUUCAAUUCCUCACAAUCUCACAUCUUUCUUCCUCUCCUAGCUAGCUAGCCAUUCAUUACCAGCCAAAACCAUGCCAUUAAAGGUUCUUUCUGCGCUUGACGCCGCGAGAACCCAAUAUUAUCAUUUCAAGGCCAUAGUCAUCGCCGGCAUGGGUCUCUUCACGGACGCCUACGAUCUCUUCUGCAUCACUCCCAUAGUCCAAAUCCUCAGAGGCCUAUACUAUCCCAAUAAAGAAGAAAUCCCCACUCAAGUCACCUCCGCCUUGGUUGUCGUCGCCCUUGUAGGCACAGUUAUCGGUCAACUCGUAUUUGGCAUCCUUGGAGAUUACAAAGGGCGGCGCCGUGUAUAUGGAUUGUCGCUGAUGAUCAUGGUUCUUAGUUCUCUUGCGUGCGGGUUCUCCAUUUGCAGGACAAGACUUUGUGUCUUGUUGAGUCUGGGGUUCUUCCGGUUCUUGCUCGGGUUGGGUAUAGGCGGAGACUACCCGCCAUCGGCAACAAUCAUGUCGGAGUUUGCCAACAAGAGGACCCGUGGAGCGUUCAUAGCGGCAGUGUUUUCGAUGCAGGGGUUUGGGAUUUUGGCGAGCUCGGCUAUGACCAUGGUGAUUUGCUCCAUAUUUCAGAAGGGAUCGCAUGCGUCAAAAGAUUACACGCCGGACGCUGCCGACAUCUCGUGGCGGUUGAUUCUGAUGAUGGGCGGCGUUCCGGCCGCAUUGACUUAUUAUUGGCGGAUGUUGAUGCCGGAAACUGCUAGACAUCCGCUGUCUUAGUUUUGACCCAACAAAUAAAGAAAAUGUGUAAAUAACUUUAAUCUAUGCUUUUUUUUUUUUGAACAUACUUUAAUCUAUGCUUUUCUUUUUUAUUGUACAGAACUUUAAGCCAUGUUUAGUGAAAAUUGACCUCAAUUUUUUAAAAAUAUCUUUUUAUAAUUACUCGAAAUAUUAAAAUAUUAUAAUUAUG
Molecule: messenger RNA, 1240 nt
Organism: Rubroshorea leprosula
Lineage: Eukaryota; Viridiplantae; Streptophyta; Magnoliopsida; Malvales; Dipterocarpaceae
Source: the annotation of a GenBank genome assembly